Anthostomella pinea is the source of this 261-nucleotide messenger RNA. NCBI's taxonomy places the organism in Eukaryota, Fungi, Ascomycota, Sordariomycetes, Xylariales, Xylariaceae. The record is from the annotation of a GenBank genome assembly.
AUGUCAUUCUUCCGCAUACAGCUUCAGCGCUCGGCCAUCGGCCUGCCCAAGCGCACGCGCGGCGUGCUCAUGGCGCUGGGCCUGCGCAAGCGGUCCCAGACCGUCUUCCACCCGGUCGAGGCCCAGUUCGCGGGUAUGAUCCUCAAGGUCAAGGAGCUGGUCAGCGUGCAGGAGGUCGACCGCGCGCUCGACAGCAAGGAGCUGCGCGCCGAGCGGAGCCCCGAGCCCGGGUUUUUUAUUGAGAAGGCUGUGCCGAGGUAG